AUGAAGAGCUCUCUCUCUUCUUGUUCAACCUCUACUUUCGGCCUCCGCCGGCUUUCGGUCUUGGCCUUGGUGGUGGUCUUCCUCUCGCUUCUUCUCACAUCUGCCGCCACACCCGUGUUCUCUAGCCCAACCAAUAUUGUACCAAGAAACCCCAGCACUAAUCAAGAAGACAAGUUGCUACACUACAAGGUCCAGGAGGCAAACCACCAUCCUCUUCAUCCUCAUCACCCGUGUGAUCAUCAGAGCUCAGUUUCGCAAUCAUCAAGUGCCCAAUUACGUUCUUUGUGCCUUCAACUCCACCAACACAAAAUCUUCCACGCCUACCAACCCCUCCCACCACCGCCGCCACCCGUCGCUCUAGAUCACCACGAUGAGAUUGACCCAAGAUACGGCGUCGAGAAGAGACUCGUCCCCUCCGGCCCCAACCCUCUUCACAAUUGA
Messenger RNA from Prunus armeniaca (apricot), 441 nucleotides. The record is from the annotation of a GenBank genome assembly. NCBI's taxonomy places the organism in Eukaryota, Viridiplantae, Streptophyta, Magnoliopsida, Rosales, Rosaceae.